Molecule: messenger RNA, 406 nt
Organism: Diversispora eburnea
Lineage: Eukaryota; Fungi; Glomeromycota; Glomeromycetes; Diversisporales; Diversisporaceae
Source: the annotation of a GenBank genome assembly
ACUGAAAGACAAUAUGAUACUUUAUCAGUUAUUCGACCCAAUGAAACUCCACAACAAUGGGGUAUUCGGGUCAGAGUUCCUUUACAAGAGCUGGUCUCUAAAAAGAAAAGAAGCAUAUAUCACGUACAUUGUUUAUUUGGAGCAUUUGGAAAUUCUAAGCUAGUUAAUCAUGAUUACUUCAGGCCUAGAAUCCAUAAGGCCAAUGUGUCGAUAUGUCUGGAUUGUAUGAAGAGUAUUUAUGUUGAUAAUGUAAAACCAACAAAAACAUUUCAUUAUGCUAGAAAUAGAUAUGUCGAAAUUAUCAAGCCAGAAGAUUUUAUGAUCAAUCAUUGGGAUAAUGAAUCUAAAGAUGUACCAGCAUAUGCUCGAAAUUUACCUGAAAUGUUCCAUCAUUAUAGUACUAAAA